AACAAAGUGGAUAAAUUGAAAUGCGAUAGAUGUGUGCAUUAUUCGAGAAUUUCGAUGUAUUGCACAGUAGCAUGUGCGCUAACAAUCAUAAGAGUUAUUUGAAUGAAUUUCAUGUAUUUGAUUUAGGUGUUUUGGAGAUGCCUUCUACUGGCUAAUGUCUCAUAUGUUACGCGUUUGUAGAUUCUUGAAGUUUUUGUUGAUUUCAAUUUCAAUUUGAGUUUGUGCCUUAGGACCUAAAUUUUGAUUUUGUCAGGUAGAUAGGAAGACCAUUUAUACCCUGGAAAUUGGUUUGUUUAUUACAAGCUGAAGAGUGGAAUAAAAGUUUAGGUCAGGACUCAGGAGGCCAAGUUCGGUGUUGAUAUUUCAUUUGUUGCAUUCAGUUCAGUUUGUUCAGGCUGGUGGCCACCGAUCUGGCGAUGAGGUGUCAGCGUCUGCUGCUGGAGCUGCUGGGGCAGAGUGUCUGCAGCAGGACCUCCCAUGGACCCCUGCUGGGCCGCCACCGCUGCCCCUGGCCCAGUCGGCUCCCAGUUCGCCACUCCUCCUCUGCCCCACCACUAGUGAUCGAAGGCGUCGAGUACCAGCCGGACGACUGGACCAACGUGACGCCGCGCAUCCUGGAGCACGUGGGCCGCCGUCUGCACGAGCAGCCGCAGCACCCGCUCUGUCUGAUCAAACAGCGCGUCACGCGCUACAUGCACUCGGCGUUCCGCAACGCGCGCGGCAACCCGCUGUUCUCUCUGCACGAGCGGCUGGGUCCGGUGGUGAGCGUGGCGGCCAACUUUGACUCCCUCCUGGUGCCCGCCGACCACCCGAGUCGGCGGCGCAGCGACAACUACUACGUGCGCCGCGACACGGUGCUGCGCGCGCACACGAGCGCCCACCAGACGGAGCUGCUGACGGCCGGCCUGGACGCCUUCCUGGUGGCGGGCGACGUGUACCGACGGGACGAGAUCGACCGCACCCACUACCCAGUCUUCCACCAGAUGGAGGGCGUGCGCGUCAUGAACCGAGAGCAGCUUUUCGGAGUGAUGGCGGACCCCCAGCUGCGGCUAUUUGACCCGUCGCCCGGCCCCCGGCGGCCAGAGAAGCAGGAGGCCCACUCACUGGAGGCCGUCAAACUGAUGGAACACGAGCUCAAAACCUGUCUGGAGGGACUGGCGAAACGACUGUUCGGCGCUGACAUCGAGUACCGCUGGGUGGACUGCUACUUCCCGUUUACCCAUCCCUCGUGGGAGCUGGAGGUGCGACUCGACGACGACUGGCUCGAGGUGCUCGGCUGCGGAAUCAUGGAAAAGCGGAUACUCGACAAUAGCGGCGUGGGCGACCGGAUCGGCUGGGCGUUCGGCCUUGGUCUGGAGCGGCUGGCCAUGAAGCUGUACAACAUCCCCGACAUCAGGCUGUUCUGGUCGCGCGACUCGGGCUUCCUCAACCAGUUCAAAGUGGGCGACUGCGAACAAAGCGUGCAGUACAAGCCGGUGAGCCAGUACCCGCAGUGCAGUAACGACCUGAGCGUCUGGCUGCCCGGCUCUGGGUACUCGGCCGCCGACUUCUAUGACCUGGUCCGGUCACUGGGCGGAGACAUGGUGGAACAGGUCACUCUGGUAGACGAGUUCACCCACCCCAAGUCGGGCCGAGCCUCGCACUGUUACCGCAUCGUGUACCGGCACAUGGAGCGAACGCUGACCCAGGCUGAGGUGAACAGGCUACACGAGGCGAUCGGGGCGGCCGCCACUGAGCAGCUGGGCGUCCAGGUGCGGUGACCCCGCCAGAGUCACACCCGCGGGUCAGCCGAGAGGCGGCCACAGUGGGUGGGGGUGGCCAGUCAGGACCAGUGUGAUAUAACUGCCGUUUUGUUACGAUUUGUUGUGAGGAUAUGCAGAAUAGGUAAACGAGUGUUGAUAGCGUUUUGUAGGCAUACGUGCUAACUAAUGAUGAAUAAAGGACAUGUGAUGACGGA
This is a messenger RNA of Amphibalanus amphitrite, 1957 nucleotides long. It is a transcript of the gene PheRS-m, whose product is annotated as probable phenylalanine--tRNA ligase, mitochondrial. Bases 417 to 1760 code for a protein of 447 amino acids. Gene Ontology annotation, biological process: phenylalanyl-tRNA aminoacylation. The transcript is spliced from 7 exons. Gene Ontology annotation, cellular component: mitochondrion; cytoplasm. The record is from RefSeq and is a predicted model, not a curated record. Gene Ontology annotation, molecular function: tRNA binding; ATP binding; phenylalanine-tRNA ligase activity. NCBI's taxonomy places the organism in Eukaryota, Metazoa, Arthropoda, Thecostraca, Balanomorpha, Balanidae.